UUUUGUUUGCUUGCGUCUUGCGUUGUGUAGGGCACUAUCCUAGGUCUGGCGCUGCGCUGGGCCAGAUCCCUUUCCCCAAUGUAGCACUCACUGCUCCUCUCAUGGCGGAAUUUCCAGCGAUCGCGUAGCUGCGGCUGCCCCAAGAAUCGUCGUCUUGUUCCCAGGAUUCCCAGCAAAUUCGUGGAUUCUCAGCCAUGGGCGGUGUGACAUCCACAGUUGCAGCUAGGUUUGCCUUCUUUCCCCCGACGCCUCCGUCGUACGCAGUGAUCCGGGACCAGAUCACUGGCCGCUUGGUCCUCUCGGAUGUUCUCAACCGGGAUCACGUCGAUGUGGUGAGCAUGAAGACGAAGCGAGGGCAAGACAUUGUGGGGAUCUACGUCCACCAUUCCGCCGCGCGCCUCACGCUGCUCUACUCGCAUGGGAAUGCGGCGGAUUUGGGACAAAUGUAUGAGCUCCUGGUGGAGCUCAGCGUCCAUCUCCGGGUGAACGUCAUGGGAUACGAUUAUUCAGGCUACGGAGCAUCUAGUGGAAAGCCGAGUGAAGCAAACACGUACGCGGACGUGGAAGCUGCCUAUCAGUGCUUGGAGCGAGACUAUGGCGUGAGACAAGAGGAUGUGGUGCUCUAUGGACAGUCCGUGGGAAGUGGCCCGACAGUGGACCUGGCGGCCAGGCUCCCGAAAGUUCGAGGCGUUGUUCUUCACAGUCCGAUCCUCUCCGGCUUGCGUGUUAUGUACCCCGUCAAGAGAACAUACUGGUUUGAUAUCUACAAGAACAUUGAAAAGAUAAGACGCGUGAAUUGUCCCGUGCUCGUCAUUCACGGUACCAGCGACGAAGUUGUGGAUUGCUCGCACGGCAAGCAGCUGUGGGAUCUUUGCAAGGAAAAGUACGAGCCACUGUGGCUCAAAGGAGGGGGUCACUGCAACUUGGAGCUCUAUCCAGAGUAUAUCAGGCACUUGCGCAAGUUUAUCAUGUCUCUUGAGAAAUCCGGUGGCCCAAGGAACGGGGGAGGGAUCGAAAGGACCCGGUCUUACUAACGAGACAGAAAAAACGCUUGUAUUUUUAUGAAACAGGUAGACGACCUGUUAUUACAAGAGCUUUUUAUGCUGUACACUUCAAAGAAAUUUUAUAUCUUGUUAUAAGAAGAGCCACGAAGCUCUUUACGUC
This is a messenger RNA of Selaginella moellendorffii, 1164 nucleotides long. RefSeq names its product alpha/beta hydrolase domain-containing protein 17B. The transcript is spliced from 5 exons. Bases 195 to 1034 code for a protein of 279 amino acids. NCBI's taxonomy places the organism in Eukaryota, Viridiplantae, Streptophyta, Lycopodiopsida, Selaginellales, Selaginellaceae. The record is from RefSeq and is a predicted model, not a curated record.